Molecule: messenger RNA, 6238 nt
Organism: Sus scrofa (pig)
Lineage: Eukaryota; Metazoa; Chordata; Mammalia; Artiodactyla; Suidae
Gene: CPED1
Product: cadherin like and PC-esterase domain containing 1
Source: RefSeq, a predicted model, not a curated record
UUUUCCAGUGCUGUCUUGGGAAAAAGAAAUUACAGAAGGGGUCAAACAUCAAAUACGUAUUUAAAAUUCUGCAGCCCUGAGUGGGUGGCCGCAUUUCAGGGCAAAUGAGAAAAGGUUUUUUUCCAGUCUGGGGAAGCCCACCGCUUGGGAUCCGGAGCUGACAGCGCGCUCCGGCUGCCCCCGAGGACCAGGAGCCCGGGCCCUAGCCCCGCCCCCUCGCCGGCCCCUGGCUGCACCGCCUGCUGCCCUGCUCCCCGCUGCGUGCGGUCGGCGCGCGCCGCGCGGGUCUGUGUGUCUGUGUGCGUGUGUCCCUGGGUGGGAGAUGCAUUGGAGUCCUACGGCUGGGUGUUCCUUCCGAGCAGUUUUGCUCAGCAAGCUGUUAGGGGAUCAUGGAAACUUUUUUCUGGCUAAAAGGAUGAAAACUGAGUAAGUACAUAGAACUUUGAACUUGGAACGAAACAAAUACAAGCAAACCUCUACGGAUGGUAACUAUGUCCAUUCAGACUGUGUGUUCCCUUUUUAUGUUAAAAGAAGGCUUACAGGAGAGUGGCAAUUUAAAACGGAGUGAGGGGAAGCAGUUAAGAAACAUGAAAGGCUGAAAGCAGGACGGCUUUAAAACCGGAGGAAAAAUGAGGAACUGUUAAGGCGAGCUGGUCUGCGUCCAGCUGUGCAACAGGCACUUUGGGUUAAACCUCUUGCCAUCUCCAAUGCUGUUUUUAGGCUCCAGACUUACUUUGCUGUUGUUUCUCUUUUCCUGUGAAGCUUUUACUGUUGAGCUGAAGGAUGUGAAAAAAUAAGGCAUUACCGGAAGCAACAGUUUGGCAGCCAGGGGUAAGCUCAGGUUAUUCGUUGCAACUAUUAUUAUUUUGAUGUCUUUUUUUAAACCCAAGCCAGCCACUUUUUACUGUCAUCCAUGGAAGGGCUCUUAUUUACCGCCUCAGACUUUUGGGACCUAUGAUUCUUUGGCAUGACGCUUCGGAAAGUUCUUAAGUGGGGGAUGGAGCUAUCUUGAUGUGCUUUAAGUUGUGGAAAAAAGAAGACAGAUUUUUAUUUUUCAUGCUGACAAAAAAUAGCUAUGACUUUUCCGGCAACGUGGACAGGGGCCAAGUGAAGCUGAACUGGUCAUGGUCUGUCGUCCAGUGUUCCUUUGUCGCCGGCGAUUUUGCCCGCGGCCCUUCUUGGUGGGCUUGGUGGUGGCAGUCUGUCUCUUCUACCAGACCCUGACGCUCCGGGGAUCCAGGAAGCUCACAGCCACUGUCCCUGCGGCUGCUCCAAACACACCCACCGAAACCCAGGCAAGCAGAUGCCAGAAGGGAUUCCCCGUGGACAAGCAGUGCGUCUUUCUCUCCGAUAACGCGCAGGAAAUCAGAAAGAGUUGGCCCCAUGCUGCUUCUGAGUCAUGUUACCUGGACUCUCUGGGCAUCCUUGGGGGAGCCAGGGCCUUGUGGGUGCAGUCCUGCCAGGGCAAAGAUCGAGGAGUCAGUUGAGACCCACUUUGGCAGCCAUGGCAGAAGGGCCAUUCUCUACCAUUCUCCUUCUUCCAGCAAAAUGGAACUGAAGCUCCACCAGCACAUUCUCACUCAGCUUCACUAUACAGUUGUCGUCGUUGAAGAAAGGCUGCUCGGUGCUGACCUUGGGCUGAGGCUGCUAGAAAAAGGUGGUUUGGACUCUUGGAAUCUGCUCAUUUGCCUGUCCUCUAGGAAAGCUGGUGGGAAACCCUGCAUAUCCAAGGAAGACAUGUGCCAGUUAGGUUUACAUCAAAAGGUAAACAUAGUACCAGAAAUACAGCAUCAGCUUUGCAGAAAAGAAGGAUUAUGUCAAAUAAUUAGAAGAUUUCCAGAAUUGCAGCUUCCGGUGAGCCCCUCUGUAUGUCUGGAUCAGAGCACACAGUUAAAGCUGAGUACUUCAAGUCACCUUUUAAAGACAGCGAAGUCACGUACGUGGAAACCAGGGGACUGGAGACGUGAACAGCUGAAUCAAACCACAGUCCUUGCUCCCCGAGAAACAGUCUUACAAGCCAAAGAUCUGUCUGUAAUCCUGAAAGCAUAUGUGCUGGUGACGUCCUUAUCUCCUCUGCGUGCGUUCAUUCACUCCACUGGCACGGUCUGGAAUCCACCAAAGAAAAAACGCUUCACUGUCAAGCUGCAAACAUUUUUUGAGACAUUCCUGAGAGCCAGUUCACCUCUCCAGGCUUUUGAUAAAAUGAAGGAAGCAAUUAGCAAACUGCUGCUAGCAGCUGAAGUGUUCAGUGAAACAUCUACUCUGGGACCAAAGGCCUUCGAUAGAUGCAGAUUAUGUUUUCAACUUUUAACCUUUGAUAUUGGUUAUGGCAGUGUCAGGUCCCCUGUAGUGCUCCAGGUCCAUGAGCAUUUGAAUUUUCAAGAUGAUAAUAUGGAUUUUGAGGACCAAAACACAGAAGAAUUCCUUUUAAAAGACACUUUCAAUUUUCUACUGUCUAAUGAAUCUUCACUUUCCAUAUUUUCUGAGAUAUUUCAGGGACUUUAUAGAUCAGGUGUAUUUAAGAGUGAAGACUAUCAAAAAGAACUAAACCAAUGCCUGUCUUUAGAGGAGAUUAACUCAAUUAUGACUUUCAUAAAGGAACUUGGGAAUUUGGGACAAUUCCAGCUGCUCUUCCCAUCUGCUACUCCUGGAUUUCAAUCUUUGAUGCGUGAAUUUUAUGAUAUGGCAAAUCCUAUGCGAAAGCCUGGUUCUACCGUGGCCCAAUACCGGUCUCUUUUAAAUGUAUUUGAACAAUUUCAGCUCCUGAAGAAAAAGGCACCACUAUACCCGCUGGAAUGGAAUUCUUUCGCAGAGGAUGAGAGCAUUAAAAAACCACAAGGAUCACUUGAUGGAAUUGAAAUUAAAAAAGCUGCGGUUCCACAAAAUAUUAAUGAAACCAAAGAAAUACAUUGCAGUAAUGCAGAUAAAGACACACAGUGUCAUAUCAAGCAGAUCUUCACAUAUCCACGUUUGAAACUAAACCCUGAAUUUAACCCGGAGAUCAAAGAUUAUUACUCUGAAGUCCCAUUUGAUGUGGUAACACUAACAAUCGGAGCAGAGACGUCUAAGUGUCAUUGCAAAGUGUACCUGCAUGAAGGGGCAGGACCAAGCUUUGCCAACUACCCUCUGGGUUUAGGGAUGAACAAAAUUUCAGUGCUUGUGGUGGAUGAAUCUCCGGCACAAGGUGAGACCCUGGUCACGUACAAAUUCGCCAUCUAUAGAGAAGACCGUCCAAGUCUGCCCUUGUUUGAGGACUUCACAGCAUGCGGUUUUGUGCAGGAUUGUGGCUUGCUGAUUCAACCAGAGGAAACCUGUGGGUUACAGCCUGUUUCUUCUGACUACAUUGAAGCCAUUUCACAGCCCGAACUAAAGAUUUGUCCAUCUGGGGACACAAAAGGCCAGUGGAUCGUGCCUUGCCUCAGCUGUUCAGACAACAGGACCUGUGACUGGAGAGAAAUCACUUGGCAGCCCCACGACUGCCAAUACAGCAUCCUAACCAAGCCUCAGCUCCAGCAGUGCCUGGGAGGAAGGAAGAUUCUUUUCAUUGGCGAUUCAACCAACAGAGGGAUAAUGUACUACCUGAUUGAGAGAUUGAAUGACACCUUGCAGGAAUGGCAGAAAGUGCAUGGCACGAAAUUCUAUCACAAUGUCAAUGGUGGGAAGACUCCGAUCAGUUAUUCCUACUAUCCCCAGUUCUGGAUAAGCCCUUCAUUGAGACCAACAUUUGAAAAAGCACUUGAACAUCUCUUGCAAAGAUCACGUCCCCUGGAGAAUACGAGCCAGACGGUAUUGGUCGUUGGUGGUGUUCAGUGGCUUAAUUCCAAUCACCUGCAAAUUAUUCACAAGGUCUUGAAGAGGGAAAAUUUACUCAAUAUCCUUGUGAUCAUCAAAACUUUGGGAAUUGGAUUUCACCUGCCAGUGGAUGGAGUACAUUUCUUAACACAGAGUGAAGUUCAGAACUUAUGGAAAGAAAAUUUGAUUAUUCUGGAUGCUGCAAAAACAUAUGGCUAUGAAGUGGUUGACACAUUCACUAUAACAAUGGGGCGGUACAAAGAGUUUUUGCAGGGGACCUGUGGAUGUCAUUUCCAUGAGGUAGUGAAAUCAAAGUUAUCCAAAGAAUAUCAUUUUAUUAAAAUAAAACGAUCAAGAAAUCACGUUGUGGGAAAAUAUUUCAGCAAUCAAAGCAGACUACAACAACGACAACAAGACUCUGUAACAAAUUUCCAAUCACCCUAUCAUGUCAGAGGUCCGGUUAAUCAGGUUUGCUCUGAAAUCCUUCUCAGCAGGAUAUGUGCCAGUGAAAGACCUGCAUAGACUCUGUGGAAGGACUGAACCUGGGAUUGGAGACAAGCCACUCACCUGGACGAUGGUCUAGAAGCCAAAUCCUGUGCAUCUUGUGUAUUUUGGUUCCACCAGCCACGCUCAGGCACAUCGGCACACAUAUAAACACCGAGGCACACUUAGCUUAAAAAUAUCACGCCACUUUUUUUUUUCCUAGAGCUUUAGCAAGUCAGAAUGUGCACUUGGAAAUCAGCUGGUUUCAAGAUGAAGGACAGAGCUAGAAAAGAGUGACCUGAGUAUAAUCAUAAACUAAAACCACCGUGGGCCAGGUAUUACAUUGUGAUAAGAGGAAUAUAGACAUUCGAGAUGCAGAAAAAAGAAGAUAAUGCACUUGAGUCUUGGGUUAUCUUUAUCGGAGCCUUAAUAUUGAAAAGGGGAAAAAGCAAUUCACAUUCCACCUGUAAGCAGAGACUAUGCUUGUGCCCUUUGCCAGGAGAAAACGUGGCCUUGAUGAGGGUUUAGACCUUGCGAAUCUAAUGCUUAUGAAAACUGCUUCUUCCUAUACUUUAAAAAUCCUAUGACUGAAGGGAAAAGAGCGAGAAUGCUCUUCCAUGGAAUUUUAAGGGAUUCUAAGAGAGAGAGAGAAAGUACAGUGGAUUGGGAAUCUGGAGUUUUCGUUGUAGCGGCUUGGGUUGCUGCCCUGGCACGGGUUAGACCCCUGGUCUGGGAACUUCCACAUGCUGUGGGUAUGGCCGAAAAAAAAAAUGUGCUAUUUUACAUUUCAAACACCAAUAUAUUUAAUUUUGCACUCUUUGUAUUUUUCAUAAACAUUCCCUCCUAGCCUGUCCAAGAACUUGGAUGGGUAACUGCAGACUAAGUUAAUUAAAUAUGUAAUUUUAAAGUGAGAAACUAAAUAUGGUUCCUCAUGGGUUACUUUAUCAUGUUUCAUUGAUGAUAUUACCUGAGAAACCUUUUGUUUGCUGUUAGCGCCCUGUAUAAUUUAAGAUUGCAAUUAUAUUUUAUGUAAAUAUUUUGCAAAGGAUUAAGCAUUUGCAAGUACAUAGGCAUUUAUUUCCAUAAAGCAUUUGUCUGUGUCCACAAAUACUACUAUGUUACUAGAAACUAUUUUAAUUUUCCUGAGCAAAUGUAUCUAAUCCAAAUUUAGCAUAGACAUAAAUUUUUUUAAUAACUGUGGCAUACAUGUAAAACAUAUCUAAUCCUAGUAUUGAGAACUUUCCCUUCUGUGUUUUAAGUUCAAAAAGGUAAAUUUCUCCAUUGUACAAAUGCUUUGUUGUGAGAGGACAUCUCACAGUUACAAUGGCUUUUAAAGGAUCAUUUUUCUUUUGGGGAAAAAAAAAAGCUGGGAAGGUUAAUUCCAUACUUGGCUGAAAUUACUAAAUGUACAAAUACCUCAACCUCAAUUUCAUCACCAUACAGAGAAAUAAAACUAUUUUGAUUGAAAAGUUCCUUAGUAGGAAUAUCCACCUCAUCUAAAUACUCUAUUUUUAUACAUAUUUUUAUAUGAAAGUAAACAUGAAUUUAUAUUUAAUGGUCUUAAAUUAUAUCUAAGCACAAAUAUCACUUGAUAUAAACAAUACAUAUCUGUAUCUGACAUGGUAAAUUUUUUAAAAGAAUGGUACAGAAUUAACUUUUUAAAUAAAUGACUUUUCUAAUAUCUUCAGCGAUAUGCAAGCAUCAUUCUUGGGUGUUCAGUGAUUAUUUAAUGAUAAAAAACAUUGCUUCUCCAAUUCAUAUAGCUUCUCCAUCAUGUUUUAAUGUAUUACAUACUCUGUAACAGAAUUUCAGUCAGUGGAUGUUUCUUAUGGUUUCCUGUCAACCGAACUGCAGUGCCUUUCUGACUGAGGCUAGCCUGGCAUUUACUUCUUCGCCAUUGAAAUAAUAAUGGAUUUUAGAAACAAUUGUAGUAAUGCUAUUAAUAAAUGUCUUACUAGUAAUA